This is a messenger RNA of Micromonas commoda, 1357 nucleotides long. RefSeq lists its product with no specific name. The record is from RefSeq and is a predicted model, not a curated record. Gene Ontology annotation, molecular function: phosphoric diester hydrolase activity. The transcript has 2 exons. The coding region runs from base 1 to 1140 and encodes 379 amino acids. Lineage: Eukaryota; Viridiplantae; Chlorophyta; Mamiellophyceae; Mamiellales; Mamiellaceae. Gene Ontology annotation, biological process: glycerophospholipid catabolic process.
AUGGUUAACCACCCGGUUUCCAUACUUAGGCGCGAGCCCAGGGCUCGCAUUCUCAGGCACGCGCACUCGCACCAUCGCUCGCUGUCGGCGGUGUCCUCCGCCCUGGCGAACAUCACCCCCCCCGCGAGCCCGGACCGGAGCACUGAUUCCGAAGAGCACGUAGAGCCCCCCGACGUGCCCGACGUCGCCUCGCAGAUCCCGGGGCUGUUCGAGGAGUCGGGUUGCGCCGUCGUCGCGCACCGUGGGCUCGGCAUGAACCUCAAGCCCGGCAAGGGCAUCCGCGAGAACACCGUCGCGUCGAUCAUCGCCGCGCACGACUUCGGAGCGGACUGGUCCGAGUUCGACGUGCAGGUGACCAAAGAUGGCGUGCCCGUGCUGUGGCACGACGACUUCAUCAGCGUCAGGCGAGGCGACGGCGAGGUUGAAAACUCGGCGAUUCGCGACCUCACCAUCGAGCAGCUCAAGAAGCUCGUCCGCCCCAUCACCGAGACCGAGGAGCCCGUCGUCAUCUACCGCAAGUUCGCGGGCACCCCCGAGCCCGCGCCGUGGAUCAUGGACGUGGAGGAUGAGAUCCCGACGCUGGACGAGCUCAUGUCCGUCGCGCCCGACGACCUCGGAUUCUCCCUGGAGCUCAAGUUCGGCACCCCCGAAGACUUCCCCGGGGGUAAGAAGGUGGACCCGGCGAGGAUGAUCAUGGAACUCAGGGCGACGCUCGCGGUGUGCAAGUCGCACCCUCGCCGGAGGGUCGCGUUUAGCACCUUCGACCCCGACGCCGCGACUCACAUGCGAGCGCUGCAGGGCUUGUACCCGGUGAUGUUCAUCACCAACUGCCAGCCCGGGCAGGACGACGUGAGAAGGUGUUCCGUGGAGGCUGGGAUCAAGACGGCGCUGGACGCGGACCUCGUGGGACUCGUCAUCCGCGCGGACGUUUUACGUAACGAUCCCACCGUGCCGACGCGCGUUCGAGCCGCGGGUUUGAUGUUGGGGUCGUACGGGGGACCGAACACGGAUUUGGCGUUGGUGGAGAGGCAGGUGGACCUCGGGGUGGGGUACCUGUGCACGGACGACGUCCCGGCGGUGGCGAGGUUGAUGAGCGCGAGGAGCACGACGCGGAACGCGGUGCUCGCGGGGGCGAGGUAGCCCUCGGAUGGAUGAUGAGACUGAGACGGGGGGUCAUUUUUUUCCCAGCCCGCGGGCUUGGGUUGUAAACUGGGGCGACGAAACAGGCGAAACGGGAGGAGGUUAUUUGAGGGGGGGGACGCCCACUGGGCGUGUUUACAUUACAGCUUAGCUCUCGGGGACGCGGUGGGCUUCGACCGGUCCUCUGAAUAGUAAUCACACACAGCGACUGCUCACG